Trichoplax adhaerens is the source of this 774-nucleotide messenger RNA. RefSeq lists its product as uncharacterized. Gene Ontology annotation, cellular component: nucleus. The transcript has 4 exons. NCBI's taxonomy places the organism in Eukaryota, Metazoa, Placozoa, Uniplacotomia, Trichoplacea, Trichoplacidae. The record is from RefSeq and is a predicted model, not a curated record. Gene Ontology annotation, biological process: regulation of gene expression. The annotation marks the transcript as partial.
AAAGGUCGUAAGCGUAAGAGAUUUUCUAGUAAAGACUCAAAUGCACCUAAGGCUCCACAUACUGGAUACGUCAGAUUUCUAAAUGAUAGUCGUGAAAAAGUAAGAGCAGAAAAUCCCGAUCUGCCAUUUUCUGAAAUUACUAAAAUACUUGGUACAAAAUGGAGCUCGCUACCGAUAAGUGAAAAACAGAGGUAUUUAGACGAAGCUGAAAAAGAUAAAGAGAGAUACCUUAAAGAAUUAGAGGACUAUGAAAAAAGUGAGACUUAUAAGACAUUUGUUAAGAAGAAUUCCUACAAGAGACAUCGAGGACGAAGGGAAGGGAAUUAUCAAUCUGACAAAAGAGAGGAUAACAGUGGACUUAAUAUUGGUACUCCAGUUUUUACUGAAGAAUUCCUAGACGAGAAUAAAGCACGGGAAGUUGAAUUACGUCAAUUACGAAAAUCUAAUGCUGACUAUGAGGAGCGUAACGCUAUCUUGAGUAAGCAUAUCGAACAAAUGAAAGAUGCCUUGCAAAAAUUAGAAAGUGAAGCGGAGCAGCAGAGAAAUCAUAAUAUAUUACUGGAAAAUCAUUUGGAAGAUUUGCGGUCAUCUCUAGUACAUUGCUUCACUAAUAUUGAAAUUCCUGGGAUCGAUAGCCCUCCAUCAAUUAAUACAAUUGAUGCAUAUAUGAGCAAAUUACAUGAAGUCAUACUCGAAAGUCCUCAUCAGCAUUCGGAGCUUUUAGGAUUAAUUCGAGAUACUAUUAGCAAAAUUGAUUUUCCGAGGUCGGUUUAA